Messenger RNA from Prorocentrum cordatum, 924 nucleotides. The record is from the annotation of a GenBank genome assembly. NCBI's taxonomy places the organism in Eukaryota, Dinophyceae, Prorocentrales, Prorocentraceae.
AUGGCGGGCCCCAAGCUCGCCGCCAUGCGCGCCCCGCGCUGGCCCGCGGCGCUCGCGCUCCUGGCGGCCGCGCUGACGCACGCCGCCCGCGGCGAAGGUGGCUCUGGCGGCGGCUCCGGCGGCUCUGGCGGCUCUGGCAAGAUGCCGACGCCGGCGCCAACGAACGCGACACACCCCGCAUCUGAGAAGCUCGAGCCCGCGGCCGCCGUCGCCGGCGCGGUGGGCCUGGCGGAGAACGCGCCACCCGACUCCGGGGGCAGCGGCGACGACGAGGGCCUGGGCGGCUCGGCCGAGGCCGCGGACGAGGGCGGCAGCGGAGGCUCGGGCGGCUCUGGCGAGGCCGCGGGGGACGACUCGGACCUCAACUUCUGCAACGGGAUGCCCACGGCGAUGUACAUGGAGGGGUUCGUGUCCGUGUUCGGCUCCAGCCGCGCGAAGAGACACUGCGCGGUGUUCCUCAGCGGCGCGCUGGUGCUCGACACCCCGGGUAAAUUCUUCCUGGGCCUCUUGGGCGCUGCAGGCUUCGGAGCGCUGACCGAGCUCGCGAUGGCCAUGAAGCGGCGAGAGGAGCAGCGGGCGAAGCCGGAGGCGCUGAACCAGGCGCUGUGGCACGCCUGCACUCUGACGCUUGGCUACUGCGACAUGCUGCUGGUCAUGGUCUACAGCCUGGAACUCGCCGCCGCUGUCGUCGCGGGCCUGGUUUUGGGGCGCGCGUGCACCAGCCACGUCUGGCCGCCCCAGGCCAUCGCUGAGAGCGAGGACUCGAUGGACGGGAUCGGCACCCAGAUGAGCGACCCGCUGUACAGCUCCACCCGGAAGCGGAACGGUUGCUGCGGUAUGACGUGCCCGCUUACCAGAGGCGAUACGCCGACGCAGAUCACACAUGUCCUUGGUGAUCGCGUAGUAUGGCUCAUGGAUUGGUAA